This is a messenger RNA of Malurus melanocephalus (red-backed fairy wren), 1135 nucleotides long. RefSeq names its product BCL2/adenovirus E1B 19 kDa protein-interacting protein 3-like. Gene Ontology annotation, biological process: mitochondrial outer membrane permeabilization; positive regulation of apoptotic process. The coding region runs from base 189 to 830 and encodes 213 amino acids. The transcript has 6 exons. Gene Ontology annotation, cellular component: nucleus; mitochondrial outer membrane; mitochondrial envelope. NCBI's taxonomy places the organism in Eukaryota, Metazoa, Chordata, Aves, Passeriformes, Maluridae. The record is from RefSeq and is a predicted model, not a curated record.
CGGCUCCGUGCGGCUCUGCACGCGCCGCAGCCGACGCCUGCUCGCGCGCCGCACGUAGGCGCCGCUUAAAGUGGCAACGCGGAGGGGCCGCCGCCCCCGCGGCCGGGCGAGCUGCGGCUGGCGGGCUCGGCGGGCGGAGCCGGGGCCCUUUUAAGAGACCGGCUCCCGGUGCCGGUGGUUUUAUUUACAUGGGGGCUCGCGGGCGUCACGUGACUGUCGGCGGCGGGGGCUGCGCGCGGAGCACCCGCGGGGCCAUGGCGGGAACCGGCGACGACGGCUCCUGGGUGGAGCUGCGGUGUGGCCCAGGCUAUCCCGAGCCCGAGCCGGCACCCUCGCCGUUCUCCUGCCACGCCGACGUGGAGCGGAUGCUGCUGGAGGCGCAGCUGGAGACAGAGAGCAGCGACGGAACCCUGCUCGUGCUGGGCUCUCCAGCCUGGGAUGACGACGGAGCCAGCCACGGGAGCGAGCAGUCAGCRGAGAGCGAGGUGCUGCCUGCCCACAGCCAGCACCCCCCGGGCUGUCCCCACUCCCGGCAGUGGGAUGUGCCAGAGGAAGCCAAGUGGAGGCGGCGACGCCUGACAGCGUCCCUGGGCUGGGCCUGUACCCGCUGCCCUCGGUACCUGUCCCCAAAGGAAUUUGCCUUUGUGUGCUCCCCCCAGCCGGUGCUGUGGAGCCUGGAGGGAGGUGCAGUGGGGAGGAAGAAGAGACUUUUCAGUUCAGAGCUGCUGCUGCUCUUCAUCCCCUCRCUCCUGCUCAGCCAUCUGCUGACUCUGGGGCUGGGGAUCUACAUUGGGAAGCGCCUGGCAGCCUCUUCAGCCAACCCUCUGUGAGGAGCCGGGCGGGCAGCACCCACUGCUCCCUUGGGAAUGUGGGGAGAGCCCGGCACCAGUGCAGCCCAUCCACUCCCAUGCCCCGUGUUUGUGGCACGAGGUGCAUUCUCCCCUGUCUCCCUCUCAGCCCUCACCUCGGGAGCUGAUCCCACUGUGCCCCAUAGACUGGAACCUGCUGAUGGCAGCUCCCAGCCACAGGCAGCCCCUGCCCUCCCCAGCCCCUGGUUACGGGUCCAGGUCCCCCUGUAACACAGACUGUAAAUAUGACUGAGCCCACCUGAAUAAAGAGCCCUGUGCCAGCUCAG